Messenger RNA from Fusarium verticillioides 7600, 1356 nucleotides. RefSeq lists its product as hypothetical. The coding region runs from base 394 to 651 and encodes 85 amino acids. NCBI's taxonomy places the organism in Eukaryota, Fungi, Ascomycota, Sordariomycetes, Hypocreales, Nectriaceae. The record is from RefSeq and is a predicted model, not a curated record. The transcript has 2 exons.
AUUUUUCCCUCAUCAGCAAUCAUCCGAAAUGCUACUGAACCCUUGACUGCACAUCAGUGGGCUAGUUAGUCUCCAUAUUGGGCUUAUCUCGACCCUGGGGCCUGGGAACUGGUAUGCAACCAAACCUAAACCGCAAAUAUUAUCGCAAUACCCAGACUCCCAACGACGCUAUUUCCACAAGCCCUUUUUUUCCUUCCUUUUUCUGUUUCUGUCCCUAAUUAAUUGAAACUAGAACCAACAAUCUUGAACUCACGCCAUCCUGACAUCUAACGCUUAUCCUUUUCCAUGCCAGUUUCGUUUGAAACAAGUUCUACCACCCAAUCUAGACCACCCUCAGACCAUCCGGCCAAGCUUGACUAGGUCAGAUCUUGGAGUGCAGCACACUCAAUCGGCAUGUGUUUGAUUAGUUCCUCUGGAGCAGCCUCUACAAUGCGCUCAGAGGGUCACGUCCUCCAUCUGCGGGCUUGCAAUUGCCAUGGUGGCGUUUCGAUUGGCCUCAACUCCCGGCUGAGGGAUGGAAUUCCUUGUCGGUUCUUUCGAAGAUCUUUGAGGCUGUGGUCGAUAGGAGUCAAAAUGCAGACUCACUGUGAUCACAACAAACGACAGAAGCAACUACAGUCACCGUCAUCACGCAGUUGCAUCAGCCAGUGAAGCCAAGGAACUCCCGAUUCGAUAGCUCACUGGCCAAGCCAUCAUGAAGAUCGAUGCAGCAACAUAUCAACGAGCAAAUAAAGACCCUCCUGCCCUAUUCCUACCCACAUCCCCGUUGAAAUCACCUCAGCGAAUCAGUAUCAACCCAGUUGCAUACAUCACCAGCACAGACCCUUAUACUACUGUACACUACCGGGAGAGGCCGUUUUGGUCUGUCACAUCUCAGGCCAGCAAAUACAUGUGCAACGGCCUGUGAUCAAGAGGAAGAGUGCAGCCGCCCGGGUGCCUUUUUCCCGUUUUUCUUAACAGCUUGCGCGCCGUUCCGUGGUAAUCUGCAGCUAAGGGGCUCGUGAUCACCCUCGCUCGGACGUUUGGUUAUUUCAACUAAUCCUGCAGCAUGGCUGAGGCGCCGUCUUGGCUGGACGACAGGGACAGAGGUGGAUUUUGGAGAGGUUGACUUGCUAACGCUUCUUGGUGUUUGCCUAUGUCUGGGCAUGCGAAAUGAAUUCAUUCCAUGUGAUCACUUUAUUGUGAAGUUACUGUCCAGGAGCUACAUAUCUUGAAGUUCGUAUUUUUGAAUUUGCUCUGGAAUACUAACUAUUUUAGAUCUCCCACUUAAUUAGUUUACUAGAUAUGUGUCCUGAACCAUAAGUAAACGGUCGUGAAGGCUGCAGAUGCAAUAUUGGACAUUUUGACUUUGUUAAC